UCUACGCCACGAAUACACUUUGUGUGCCGGAUGUGGUAGUUUAUUGCUUGAAGCCCCCGGAAACAAACAUUGUAUCUCCAACCAUGAAGCUGUUGGCCAUUCCCUUCCUGUGUGUGGUGGCAUCGAUUGGAGUGCAAACGGUUGGUGCGAAGCUGCUGUACAAAAAUGUGGAAACGUUUGACGAGCUGGAACAGCACAACGAUGAGCAUGGCAAGUCUCGAUCGAAUCGUACCGUGGAACGCAUCAAUCUCACCGUGCCAGGCACCAAGUGGUGUGGACCGGGCAACACCGCCAGCGAUUAUGAGGAUCUUGGCUCAAACUCCGAAGUGGACAAGUGCUGUCGCGAUCACGAUCAUUGCGAUAACAUCCCAGCCGGUGAAACGAAAUAUGGACUGAAGAACAACGAUUACUUCACACGACUGCACUGUAAAUGUGAUCGUGACUUCCAGAACUGUCUGCGCCGAGUGAACACAACCUUCUCCAACAAGCUUGGCAACUUUUACUUCACUGUACGAGAUCAGUGCUACAAAAAGCAGCACCCGAUAGUGGACUGUGCUGAGCAUACGAACAAAAUUUUUCUUCGCCGUUGCGUACGCUAUGUACUGGACACCUCCCGCACUGACAUGUGGCAAUGGUUCGAUCUCCCGUUCUACGAUGACAACGUGCUGGAUGGAUUUUAAACAUGAACCGG
Messenger RNA from Anopheles stephensi (Asian malaria mosquito), 691 nucleotides. Its product is annotated as phospholipase A2-like. The coding region runs from base 84 to 680 and encodes 198 amino acids. Lineage: Eukaryota; Metazoa; Arthropoda; Insecta; Diptera; Culicidae. Gene Ontology annotation, biological process: phospholipid metabolic process; arachidonate secretion. The record is from RefSeq and is a predicted model, not a curated record. The transcript is spliced from 4 exons.